Molecule: messenger RNA, 1916 nt
Organism: Durotheca rogersii
Lineage: Eukaryota; Fungi; Ascomycota; Sordariomycetes; Xylariales; Xylariaceae
Exons: 5
Coding region: 1-1446 (481 amino acids)
Molecular function (GO): magnesium ion binding; magnesium ion transmembrane transporter activity; cobalt ion binding
Source: RefSeq, a predicted model, not a curated record
AUGGCCCGGACCCCUGCGAGCGUCAGCCAGGCCAGUGGCAUCCGGCGGGCGGUGACUUACGUACCCGUUGCGAGACUUCCGCAUACCGCCGACGAGUAUCCGCAGAAUUGCUCGACCUUUGUCGGUGCUCUUCACGACGUGAGAUACUACCAAGGGAUCCUGCGCAACGCCGACAACUUCUCGCCAGUCACGCGUUGCGAGAUCCUCGAGUCUGGCUACCAUCGGGGGUGCUGGAGGGAAACCCUCGGCGAGGAUGCUGCUCGGGAUUAUUUCGAGUUCCUCACGUCCGCUAGGGUCUUCGCCUUCUGUACUAUAGAGAAUGCUCCGGGGACGACCUUUGGCUGUCGUCUUUCCUUGAGUGCCAACAAUACCCAGGCUCUUCUAAAGGGCCUUGACGUAUCGCCGCAGUUCCUCGGCCCGCUGCUCGGAGAGCCGGAUUACUGGGCACCAGGAGAUUUCGCCGUAUACGAUGAGAAAGGAGCGCUGGACAGAAUAGACUUCUACUGUCAGCAACCUCGGUGGAAUAUCCAUAAGAGAGAUGUCCCGUGGUGCAUAUACAUGACGCACCAAGUGGCGAGUAAGUCCACGACGUACCUUGUUGUGUGCAGCGACAAGCAGCCUCAAAUCGCGGUGGUUAAGGAAAGGCUGGCCGACCUCCUCGAUACCAGCCAAUCUCAGUCAAAAACUUGGGCGGAUUCUUCGGACCCUUUCUUGCUUCACUUGAUCAUCACCCACGAGGCCUUCUCGGAGGCCAAGUCUAUCAUAACCGCUCUACGAUACCGGCUCUACGACCAGCUCGACCGGGUCGACACCUACUCGCACGAGCCCUCGGACCGGCAAGACCUGGAGAAGCUGACGAUCGAGCUCCAUGUAGUCUCGCAAGACACAGACUCGGUGUACGCGAGCGCGGACAUGGCCGGGAUGAUUGUCCGCAAGCUGGCGGACGCGCACUCCCGCUACCGGCGAAGCGUGGUCGACCCGGCGUUGGUCAACGCGACGACGAAGACGGAGGACGCGCUGAGGUACCUCGGCGAGUCGAUCGAGUCCCAGAAGCGAUGGUUAGCCAGCUAUAAGUCUCGGAAGGACAUCGCGAUGAACCUCGUGUACAAUCUCGUCACACAACAAGACAGCGCCACGAGUACGACGAUUGCCCGUGAAACCAAGGCCGACAGCGCCUCCAUGAAGGUCAUCGCGGCGUUGACCAUGACGUUCUUGCCGGCUACCUUUCUAUCGUCCGUCUUUGGCAUGGCGAUCCUCGAUGGCGCUCCCUGGUGGCUAUUCGUCGUCCUCGUCAUCCCCUUGACCGCACUGGUAAUCGGCGUCUGGUGGGCUUGGUCCGCCUUCGAAUUCAUUGGCAACAAGCUGCAUCGUUGGAAGCCGUCCUUCGCCCAGGCCGGGGGGAGCACUGACGGGGGCGGUACCGACAGCGGUAGUACGAAUGUAUAAAAUCACGGAUUUCUGUAUAAUGCGACUCUAUUUCGAUCGACUCUUAGCAGCGAGGAGAAAGCAGGUCUAACACUGUGAACUAGCGAUGCCAGAGUUCCCGACGAGGAACACCAAACUCCAGCAGUGCGUUCAACGGCCCGUGCUUGACCCAAGCCUCAUACUCCUCCUCGGAGUUCACCCACACCAUCCCGAGCAUGGCGGCUGCGUUCGCGGACAUCAUGCCGUUCCCAGCCUUGGAUCGGGGGAUCACCAUCAUCCACUCUCGGACCAGAAUCACGUUGUGUGGGGCUUCUGGCCCUAGCCUGAGGGACGAACGAAGAUCGUUAUAUAUUUGCAGGAGACUUUCUCCACUGGUAUCCGCGGUGAUGGCGUGGACGGAGUGAUCGAAUGGGAUGCCAGGUACCUGGUGUGCAUUUCCCGCUAGAGUACUUAUUAUUAGCACCUUUGCCAGUGGAAUACAAAAAACGGUG